UAGAAUUGUUUUUCAACCCUUAGAGAGUCAGCUGAGAUUGGCUUAACUUAGCACCCUCUUCUAUCCGUUACAUCAUUACUACUCUCGGUUUAAUCUUAACCGCUUUACUCUGCUUCUUUUCUUCUCCACUGUUUUCUCUUGCUUUUCUUAGUGUAAAGCUGCUUUGAAACAAUGAAAUACAUGUGAAGUGCUUUAUAAACAAAAUGGAAUUGAAUUUGAGCCAGAAGAAAGACUAGAAUACAGCACAGAUGUUCAGAUGGGCGUCUUAUGAAAGUAGGCCGUGAGUGGAAGCCUCCAUCUUUAUUGGCAGCUGUCUGGGUUUUUGUAGGUGGGACGUUUGUAUAAACAGGUGGAGCUCAAAGGAGCCACUUCCUGUCAGCAAACACAUCUCCAGCUUCAAAGAAGACACAACAUCUCCACACGAAUAUCUCCGUACGACAGGAGCCAUCCGACCUGUGACCUUAUGCCACGAGACCUGUGAAGGUCAGCGGUCUGAACUCCUUCAUUUGUAAGCAGCACUGAAACAUCAUCAUCAUCAUCAUCGAGUGAAGAUCAAAUAAUGAUGAAGAGAAAAACAGCGACUGUGACCGUACUGCUGUCUAUAACACCUCUAACAGAGGCCUCGACGUUCUUGUAUGACCCCAGGUAUUGUUACAUCCUCGAUGCUUUUCUGCUGAUAUACGGCAUCAUCAUCACAGCUUUCUUUGUACGUGAGCGGUUUGUUGUAAAGAAUAGAAAAGCCGAGGAUCCGCUGUAUCAGCCGAUCAAUCAGAGUGGCAAAGAUGUGUAUGCCACGAGAAACCAAAGAAACGCUGAAGAAGCGCGCACAGGUCGCAAGAGAGAAGAGAACAGCGCUUACAUGCCUCUGCAGAAGAAAACAGAUGACACUUACCGUGAGAUUGAAGCCAAACCUAAUCGUCAGCGGCGAGGUGAUCAGGUUUAUCAGGGUCUGAGCUCGGUGACGAAGGACACGUAUGAUUCUCUGCACAUGCAGCCUCUUCAGCCUCCACGUUAAACUCUGAUCUGAUCUGAUCUCGCUCAGUAAAAUCAAUACAGUCCAACAUGUUGUGUUUGUUCAGAAUGAGUUGUUUGUUGUGUUUUGUUUUCUGAUCAUUCCCUGAGUUUGAAAGAUUAUUUGUGUUUCUGUGAUGUGCAAAAUUAAUUUGAAAUAUUCAGGGUUUAAUUCAGUGUUUUUAAUAAUCCUUCUGUCAGAAUGUUAAUUUCUUUUUAAAUGUAUAGUGAGCUCUUAAACACACAAAUCAUGUACAAUUAAAUCAAAUCAUAUUCAUAUAAAACACAAAAUUUAAUGAAACUGGGUUUUAGGACACAUUUGAAUUCUUAUGACUGUUUUUAUAAUUCACAUUCUCUGUAAUACAACAAAUAAUAUUUAUAUAUAUUACAGUAAUUGUUUGUUUUGAUUAUGCACUUCAUGACAGAAUUGUGUCUGCCGUCUUCUUGAUUGUGAAGUCUGACAGAUAACUGUGAUCUAUAAGAGGAAUGAUGUUAAUGUUUCAUCUCUUACACAAUAUUUACACAUCUAUACUUGUAGGAUGAAAGGUUUGCAAAACAUCUUUUUAUAACAACCGUAAGAUUGCUGUAGAAUAAUUCUGCUUUCUUUUAAACUGAGAAUUUUCUUUCUAUUUUAUUUAGCUGUUAAAUUGUUCUAAAGUUUUGUCUUGUCUUAUAAAAUAAAAUAGAUUUUCUAGUUUCAA
This is a messenger RNA of Misgurnus anguillicaudatus (oriental weatherfish), 1712 nucleotides long. It is a transcript of the gene cd247, whose product is annotated as CD247 molecule. Gene Ontology annotation, molecular function: transmembrane signaling receptor activity. Gene Ontology annotation, cellular component: membrane. Gene Ontology annotation, biological process: cell surface receptor signaling pathway. The record is from RefSeq and is a predicted model, not a curated record. NCBI's taxonomy places the organism in Eukaryota, Metazoa, Chordata, Actinopteri, Cypriniformes, Cobitidae.